This is a messenger RNA of Chlamydomonas reinhardtii, 3389 nucleotides long. RefSeq lists its product as uncharacterized. NCBI's taxonomy places the organism in Eukaryota, Viridiplantae, Chlorophyta, Chlorophyceae, Chlamydomonadales, Chlamydomonadaceae. The transcript has 16 exons. The record is from RefSeq and is a predicted model, not a curated record. Bases 213 to 3359 code for a protein of 1048 amino acids.
CACUAGAUAAGUUGAAGAUGACGUGACGUGAGUCACCAUUUGCGAACUAGCUAUCCUUGCUUUUGGCGGGAUUUCCUCACGACACCAAUUCGCAAGCCUGAGUCGCGUAGCUUGAUAUGGAGAUCAGCAUUCAUCCCCGAAAAGUCCUUAGAUGAUCUGCGUCACUUCCCAGCAGGCGCAGCGUCACCGGCUUGAGCGCAGGCGCACAGAGUAUGGCACACCCGCACCAUCACCCCGCCUCCAAGGCGGGCUCCGGCUUCACCCUCAGAAGCCGGUGGAUUGCCUUCGCGCUAUACGCAGUCCUCAGCAUUGCGCUGACGAUUGUACUUUUUGUUGACCCGCUCAUUGACCGGCCCUCGGGGCUCGUUAAGCUCGCCUGGUUCACCAAGGCGCCGCUGAGCCACGGCCUCGACCCGUGCUCGUGGGAUUAUGAAGGCUCCUGGCGCAUCGGCUUUGCUCGCGGCAACCCCGACCCGCAGCACCUGCAGCUGUCUGCAGAGCCCGUCAUCACCUGCGCGACGCUGGCCAAUGCCACGGCCGCAAGCUUUGUGGCCGACCCAUUUCUGUACAUCCCAUCCUCCAGCAACGGGACAACCGCCACCUCGCCCAGCUUCAACACCUCAGCGAUAGCAGACGCCACAACCUCUUCCAAGCAGCCCUGGUUCGCGUUCUACGAGAUGAAGAACCUCAAGCGCUAUCUGGGCGAGCUGGGCGUGGCUGUGUCGUACGACUCGGGGGAUAGCUGGCGGCACCUGGGCACCGCCGUGUCAGAGCCCUUCCACCUGUCCUUCCCGCUGGUGCUGUGGGACGCUGACUCGCAGCAGUACCUCAUGUUCGCGGAGACCAUCGGAUCCAAGGAAGGCAACAUCUGGAUCUAUGGCACCAGCCGGGAGGCCUUCCCGUUCGGCUGGCGGGUAGUGCGGCGCGUGUGGCCGGAGGACCCGGGCUGGCCCGACACGCGGCGCUGGUUCCAGUUCGGCAUGCCUGCAAAGUACGUGGACACGGCGCCGGUGUGGUUCGAGGGCCGCUGGUGGAUUUUCACCACCCGGGUGGGCACCCCCGCGGCCGGCCAGCCCAAGUAUACGCUGCUGGUGUACACCGCAGACACGCUGCUGGGCGACUGGAAGCCGCACCCGGCGGCGCUGGCAGGGGUCGCGUACGCGGCGGCGCCCGGUGGCCGUGUGCCGUUCGGCGUGGACGCGGGCCGCCGCACAGCGCGCAACGGCGGCAGGCCGUUUGUGAUGGGCGGCCAGUUGUACCGCUGGGCGCAGGACUGCAGCCACUUUUACGGAGAGGCGCUGCGGCUGAUGCACGCCACGGCCGCCAACGCCACCCACUACGCCGAGGUGGAGGUGGCGGCGCUGGCGCCCAGCCACGACGGCCUGUCCUGGCACAGCGCGCGGCUGCACCACGCCGACAUACACAUGCUGCCGGACGGCUCCUGGGGCGGCUUUGUUGACGGCGACAGGUACCAGGAUGGUUACUCGCACUUCAUAGCUCGGGAGCAGUGGUUCGUUGAGCUCAAGGCGCGGCUUAAGUGGGUGGUGGCGGCGCAGCUGAUUAUGGUGGUGCUGGCGGCGGCGCUGCUGGCGGCGGCGGCGGCGAGCGGGGGCGGGCCGGCGGGGGCGGCGCGGGGGCUGCUGGGCUUUGGCACCAGGUGCUGUGGGCUCUGCCCAGCACCGGCCCGCCGCGCACUAGCCCGCGCCGCGGCCGCGCUGGGCCUGCAGCAGCAGGUGGCAGCAGGCGGCAGCGCGGCGGCUGCAACGGCGGCGGGAGCAGGUGGAGCGCUUGGUGCGGCGGCGGCAGCUGUGGUGCUGGUGGCGACGGCGGUGGUGGCGGCGGUUGGUGUGAUGGCGGUGAUGCCAUGGGUGGUACCGUGCCCUAGGUGGCCGGUGCAGGUGCCGCCCUUCCCCGAGUCCCCCUGGUUUGUGCCGGACUCGCCCCACGUCGACCCCGCCGCCCCCUACAACAUCAGCGCUGGCCCGGGGCCGGGCCACGGCGGCCGCAGCAGCAGCAGCGAGACUAGCAGCAGCGGCAGCAGCGGCAGUAGCAACGCCAGCCUGACGGUGGUGACGGGCUGUAGCUCCACCUUUAUGGACAGACUAGAGAACCUGGUGGGCUCCUUGCAGUACUGGUCUCCGCACACCCCGGUGGCUGUGUACGACCUGGGCUUCACCAGCCAGCAGCUGGCGGAGAUACGCUGCUGGCAGGGCGUGGAGGUUCGGCGCUUUCCGUUCGAGUCGUACCCGCCGCACGUGCGCGAGAUGCGCACGUACGCGUUCAAGGGGCUCACGUUCCAGCGGGCGGUGGAGGCGGUGGCGCCGGGGCAGGCGGUGCUGUGGAUCGACUGCGGGCUGGAGGUGCGCGCCCCGCUGGACCCGCUGGCGCAGUCGCUGUCCCGCCACGGCCACGUCAGCGCGCAGCAGUCCACCUCGCCGGGCCGCCAGGGCGCCCCGCUGGGCCACAUGGCGGAGCGCUACACGCGCGUCUUCCUCAACAUGUCACUGCCCGAUUACGAGCGCAUCAAGCUGCUGCCCUUCUGUGCGGCAGGAGUGCAGGGCUUUGUGCACGGCAGUGACGCGCACCGGCUGGUGCUGGGCCCCGUGGCGGCCUGCAGCCUGGAGCGGGACCGCUGCAUCGCGCCGCCCGGCCACUCGCGCAACCAGCACUGCUACGAGCAGACGGCGCUGACGCUGCUGCUGCGGCACCACAACUUCUCCACCUGCCUGCAGCGGGAGCUGUACGCGAGCUCGUCCACGCGCAAGACCACCUACGACCCGCGCCAGAGCUCGGCGCCGCUAGUCAUCGCUUCCAGGCGCUACCGGCAGCCCAAGCCCUACCGUGCCCUGCUGAGGCGGCGGCCGCAGUGCCGCGCCGACCCUGGCACCAACCCCUGGCCCACCAUCGCCUCGGAGCACACCGAGUCCACCAUCGGCCACUCCGGCCUCAACACCGUGAUCCUGACGCGCGCGAGGGCGUUGCUGGACUUCGUGGUGCAAGCCGGCUGCUGCGUGGGGCUGCAUGCGCUGGCGCAGCUGGUGCUGUGGACCCAGGUGCUGCUCGCAGUGCGGGGCUAUGGCUGGCGAAUUGUUUGUGCCAGCUGCGGCGCACCGGGCUUGACAGCGGCCCACCCUGGAGCAGCAGCUGGCGGCGCCCACGUGAAGCAGCCCCUGCUAGGGACGUGGCAUGGGGCACGGGGGCGAGGGCAAGCAGGGCUUGGGGGCGUGGCGGGGAGGCGCGCGGGCGCCGCGGUGUACGGUGCGUUGCUGUCGGGGCCGGUGAAGUUGGCGCUGCUGUGUAGCGGGCUGCUUGGGCUGCUGUCGGCAGCGGCCAUGACCUACACGUGUGAUGUGUUGUAGCGCUGCUGUGCUCAGCUUGCGAACAUGCAU